This is a messenger RNA of Charadrius vociferus (killdeer), 1287 nucleotides long. RefSeq names its product O-6-methylguanine-DNA methyltransferase (gene MGMT). Lineage: Eukaryota; Metazoa; Chordata; Aves; Charadriiformes; Charadriidae. The transcript is spliced from 9 exons. Bases 1 to 1287 code for a protein of 428 amino acids. Gene Ontology annotation, cellular component: nucleus. The record is from RefSeq and is a predicted model, not a curated record. Gene Ontology annotation, molecular function: methylated-DNA-[protein]-cysteine S-methyltransferase activity. Gene Ontology annotation, biological process: DNA repair.
AUGCCGGGCUGCCGUCGUCUCAGCACACCAUCCCCAGCCAUCUCGGUGGCUUCUCUGCUCCCUGGCCUCCUGGGGAAGCGUAGCAAAGACAGAGGACAGACUUACUCCUGGGUGUCUCUGUGUGGAGACCUUUCAUCCACCAUGGCAUCAAGGCCUGUUCCAAAGGUGAAUUCCAAAGAGGGACAAUCUCAGUGCAAGGAGAAACACGCGGUUCUGCUCAGCCCCCUGGGAAAGCUCGAGAUAUCUGGGUGUGAAAAAGGCUUACACGAAAUAAAACUGCCAAAAAUGAGCGUGCUGCCAAGUGGCAGAGAGUCCUCGGCCGCCUGCGCGGUGUGCGAAGGCGCGGAGGAGCUGACGGAGCCGCUCAGGCAGUGCACGGCCUGGCUGCACGCCUACUUCUGCGAGCCGGCGAGGACGGCGAGCCUUCCCAUGCCGGCCUUCCACCACGCGCUUCUAGGGCAGGAUUCGUUCACCGGACAAGUGUUGUGGACCCUGUUGAGAGACGUCAAGUUCGGAGAGGCCGUUUCCUACAAGCAAUUAGCGGAGCUCGCGGGCAACAGCCGAGCGGCGAGAGCGGUGGGAGGAGCGAUGAGGAGCAAUCCUCUCGGUAAUCAGUCUUCCCGUACCGCCGCUCCUCAUGACCAGCAAACUGUCGCCAACCUUCUGGUUGUCAAGAAAAUUUUGACAAGGCAAAUGUCAGAUCAUGUGGAGCCUUCUGAAUUUUUUGACCCCUUCAAUCUGUUUUCCAACCUGGUAGGCUCUGUCCCCGCGGUGAACAUCCUCAUGGGCCCCGUGCAAGUUCCUCACCCAUCGCUGGAGGUCCCAAGGCACCAGCAGCAUGGCAGGACGCCUCUGGAGGUGGAGGCUUCUGAUGACAACGAGCAAAACAUGAAAGAAACAGCUGCUCCAGAUGACCAGGUCUCCUUAACCCGCUACUUCAAAGCCUUGGUGGGCGCUUUGGAUCUCCCUUCAACGCGGUCACCCAGGGUGGACAGCCAGCGCAAAGCGGAGCAAAGCCCGGGGCUGCCCCUGCCCACGGGGAUGCUCCUGCGGAGAGGUGGCUGUGAAGCAUCCCGGGGAGCCCCAACCCCCCCUACACGGACGCUGCUGCCGAUAGCCCCGCCGGAGCUGGGACACGUACAGAUGGGUAAUGGCCAACCCCCCAGGUUGUCCCCCAGGGGAUCUGCCAAGCGCCCAAAGGUGUUGGCUUGGGUGGACCACCGGGACCCGGCGCCCUGCCAGCCCUUCUGGUGCAGACUCACCCGGGGUGCAACUAUCCGAUGUUGA